Tupaia belangeri chinensis (Chinese tree shrew) is the source of this 2009-nucleotide messenger RNA. RefSeq names its product integrator complex subunit 15 (gene INTS15). The coding region runs from base 51 to 1400 and encodes 449 amino acids. The transcript is spliced from 6 exons. The record is from RefSeq and is a predicted model, not a curated record. NCBI's taxonomy places the organism in Eukaryota, Metazoa, Chordata, Mammalia, Scandentia, Tupaiidae.
CCCGGGCGGAAGUGGGACGCGCUGGGCGCUGGGGCCGCGGCGGCCGCACCAUGAGCGAUAUCCGCCACUCGCUGCUGCGCCGCGACGCGCUGAGCGCGGCCAAGGAGGUGCUGUACCACCUGGACAUCUACUUCAGCAGCCAGCUGCAGAGCGCACCGCUGCCUAUCGUGGACAAGGGCCCCGUGGAGCUGCUGGAGGAGUUCGUGUUCCAGGUGCCCAAGGAGCGCGGUGCGCAGCCCAAGAGACUGAAUUCACUUCAGGAGCUUCAACUUCUUGAAAUCAUGUGCAAUUAUUUCCAGGAGCAAACCAAGGACUCUGUCCGGCAGAUUAUUUUUUCAUCCCUUUUCAGCCCUCAAGGAAACAAAGCUGAUGACAGCCGGAUGAGCUUGUUAGGAAAGCUGGUCUCUAUGGCUGUGGCUGUGUGUCGAAUCCCAGUUUUGGAGUGUGCAGCCUCCUGGCUCCAGCGGACGCCUGUGGUCUACUGUGUGAGGUUAGCCCGAGCCCUUGUGGAUGACUACUGCUGUUUGGUGCCAGGAUCUGUUCAGACACUGAAGCAGAUAUUCAGUGCCAGCCCUCGGUUCUGCUGCCAGUUCAUAACCUCCGUCACUGCGCUCUAUGACUUGUCAUCAGAUGAUCUCAUCCCACCUUUGGACUUGCUUGAAAUGAUUGUCAACUGGAUUUUUGAGGACCCAAGGUUGAUUCUCAUCACUUUUUUAAAUACUCCGAUUGCAGCUAAUUUACCAAUAGGAUUUUUAGAGCUCACCCCGCUCAUUGGAUUGAUUCGCUGGUGUGUGAAGGCCCCUCUGGCUUAUAAAAGGAAAAAGAAACCCUCCUUAUCCAAUGGCCAUGUCAAUAACAAGGUUACAAAAGACUCAGGCAUGGGGAUGGACAGAGACUCACACCUCUUAUACUCGAAGCUCCACCUCAGCGUUCUGCAGGUUCUCAUGACGCUCCAGUUGCACUUAACCGAGAAGAAUCUUUAUGGGCGCCUGGGGCUGAUCCUGUUUGACCACAUGGUCCCAUUGGUAGAGGAGAUCAACAGACUGGCGGAUGAACUGAACCCCCUCAAUGCCUCCCAGGAGAUCGAGCUGUCUCUAGACCGGCUGGCACAGGCUUUGCAGGUGGCCAUGGCCUCAGGAGCUCUGUUGUGCACCAGAGAUGACCUGAGGACCUUGUGCUCCAGGCUGCCCCACAAUAACCUGCUCCAGCUGGUGAUCUCAGGCCCAGUACAGCAGUCACCCCAUACAGCGCUGCCCCCGGGGUUCUACCCUCAUAUCCACACGCCCCCGCUGGGCUACGGGGCUGUGCCAGCCCACCCCGCUGCCCACCCUGCCCUGCCCACCCACCCUGGGCACACCUUCAUCUCAGGUGUGACGUUUCCAUUCAGGCCCAUCCGCUAGGCCGGUUCCACGUGAGCCGCCAAGCGGCAGUGUGCCUUCUGCGUCUGGGUCAAAGAAGCCUUCUGGAGGAAGGGGUGACCAACCCCACAGAAGAGGACCUUAGGGAGGCAGCGAGUGGCCCCUCCUCACUGGCAAAACCAUCUUGGGGUGAAGUCCUGAUUCGUCGCAUCCAGGUGCCUCCUGCCUCGUCACACUUAAAAAUCCAGAUUGGAUGGAUGAAAGGAAACAUGUCCAGCCCUCUGGAGAGAGAUUACUGCGGGUGUUUUUAAAAUAUGCCAACUCCGUGGGCCUUUGUUCUCUAUGUGUCAUUUCAGACACGCUUUCUGAGCCUGUGUGGGGGAUGCUGAUGGAGGAGCCGCAUUUCCAGGUCCCCUGUCUGGCCUCUUUCCUGGUGAACGUGAUGUGGCCCUGCUAUAAACACAGGCUCUUUCUGCAGCUCUGUGAGCUCAGAGCUGACACGACAUGACCACAAGCUUGUGCACAGCACUUGCCAUGGGCUCGAGGGACCUGUCAGGAUUUCCCUGUCUCCUAGGAAAGGAACUUCUCUGUUUUAUUGGGGUAUCUAAAUUUUCCUUUCAUAUGUUCAAAUAAAUUUUUUCUAAACAGUUU